UCUGAUGGCUGGCUGGCUGGCUGUGCUUCAUACUCCAUUAGUAUUACUUAGGCCAUCACACGGCUUCCAAUAUCAGAUUUUUGUCCAUGAUGUUUACUUUACGUUUUUCUUGCAUCCUAUCCUUUUUUCCUCUGAAUGAUGCUGCAAGUCGUCAUACAUGUUCAUCCCUCACCUUAGCUACAAGAAUUCAAUAAUUCCCACUCCCAUCAGCUUCUCCAGAUUCGCACGAUGAUGAUCCAGGCCAACACUCUCAACUAUCUGCUUUUCUUCACUUUCACCACUCUACUCUUUUCCUUCUGUCCCAGAUUUUCCUCAGCUCAAGGCAACAACAAUGCCACGAGAAACGCUUGCGAAAGUUACGGUGAGUGUGGAGCCUUCGGGAGCUGCAACUCGGAGGUCUCUCCUAUCUGUGCUUGUUUGCGGGGAUUUGAACCGUCGAACAAGCAAGAAUGGGAUUCUGGAAACUGGAGUCGAGGAUGUGUGAGAAGCGUUGCAUUGAACUGUCAAGAAAGUACAAGUGAUGGGCGCAGAAAAGAUGGAUUUGUGAAGAUAGAUAUGGUUAAAGUUCCGGUGUAUGCUCAGCGUUGGUUUGGAUCCAAAAGCGAGUGUCCACGGCUUUGCCUCAAGGACUGCUCUUGCGUGGCCUAUGGGCAUAACUCUGAUCUCGGUUGUAUGUUUUGGAAUAAUACGUUGAUGGACAUUCGCAAGUUUCAGAGUGGCUCGGGUUCUGGUUCUGAUCUCUAUCUUCGUGUGGCGAAUUCUGAACUAGAUCACAAGAAAGACUUCAAGGAAAUCAUUAUAGUUUUGGCUAUAAUCGGGUUCGUGCUUCUUAUGUGCGUUAUGUGUUUUUCUUGGAAAUGGGGAAGAGGCAAAAAGAGAACCAUUCUAAUUGAAGAACCGGGCACAUUAGAUUCAGUCGAUCCCUCUCUUCAAGACGCGCUAAGCAAAGUUAAUCUUGAAGAGCUACCAUUGUUCAAAUUUCAGACACUUGCACAUGCAACAGAUGAAUUCUCCGAUGCUAACAAGCUUGGGAAGGGUGGUUUCGGCCACGUUUACAAGGGAGAACUGGCGCACGGAAAGAAAAUCGCCGUCAAGAGGCUUUCAAAGGCGUCAGGACAGGGGAUGGACGAAUUCAUGAAUGAAGUCGUGCUGAUCUCUAAACUCCAACACAGGAAUCUUGUCAGAUUACUAGGAUGCUGUGUGGAGAAUAAUGAGAAGAUGCUGAUAUAUGAAUACAUGCCUAAUAAAAGCUUGGACUUUUUCCUCUUUGAUCAAUCACAAGACAUCCUGGAUUGGGGAAAGCGUUUUAACAUUAUCGUAGGCAUUUGUCGAGGCCUUCUUUACCUUCACAGGGAUUCUAGAUUGAAGAUAAUCCACAGGGACCUCAAGCCCAGCAACAUAUUGCUGGACAAUGACUGGAACCCCAAGAUCUCAGACUUCGGCAUGGCAAGAAUAUUCGGGGGCAACCGAGAUCAUAUCAGCACCGUAAGAGUGGUAGGAACAUACGGAUACAUGGCUCCCGAGUAUGCAAUUGAAGGGAGUUUUUCUGAAAAGUCGGAUGUUUUUAGCUUUGGAGUUUUGCUGCUAGAAAUUGUGAGUGGGCGAAGGAACACGAGCUUCUACAAUCACACGAGUUCCGCCAACCUUUUGGGACAUGUCUGGAAACUGUGGAAUGAAGACAACAUUGAAGCAACAAUAGAUGUAAGAAUAUGGAGUCGGAGCCACCGGGCCGAGGUGGUGAGAUGCAUACACAUAGGGUUACUAUGUGUGCAAGAACUUCCUAAAGACAGGCCAUCCAUUUCGGCUGUGGUCGGAAUGCUUAGCAGCGACAUCGUUGAGCUUCCGAGGCCUAAGCAGUCUGCAUUUGCCUUCACCUCGAGCCGGACAGAUACGAGUCAUAGUUCUUCCCAGCAGAGCCAGAAGAGCAGUUGCUCCUUGAACAACGUUACUCUCUCCGUGGUCAAUGGCCGCUGACACCCCAUAAAGAUUACUUUUUGUUCAAAUCAAGUUUGAUUAGUCCCAACUAAUCAGAUUACAAUUUUUGUCACAAUUGUUAUGUGAUUUAUCACCUUUGUAUACUACAUCGACCAUUCGUAUUAACAAGUGUAGAUUGUACCAUUAGAUAUGUUUAGGCCCGAUCAAAGUCAAUUUGAAUUAAAGAAAUUUUCAUAUAGAUCUGUACGUAUAUCCGCUAAGUCUUACAACUCUGUAAGUUCGACAUUUGUUGAAAUUGUAUUACUACUAUAUUCA
Molecule: messenger RNA, 2250 nt
Organism: Sesamum indicum (sesame)
Lineage: Eukaryota; Viridiplantae; Streptophyta; Magnoliopsida; Lamiales; Pedaliaceae
Product: G-type lectin S-receptor-like serine/threonine-protein kinase At1g11330
Biological process (GO): recognition of pollen; protein phosphorylation
Cellular component (GO): plasma membrane
Molecular function (GO): protein serine/threonine kinase activity; ATP binding
Source: RefSeq, a predicted model, not a curated record